Protopterus annectens (West African lungfish) is the source of this 562-nucleotide messenger RNA. RefSeq names its product nucleolar protein 12 (gene NOL12). The record is from RefSeq and is a predicted model, not a curated record. The coding region runs from base 74 to 562 and encodes 162 amino acids. NCBI's taxonomy places the organism in Eukaryota, Metazoa, Chordata, Ceratodontiformes, Protopteridae. Gene Ontology annotation, cellular component: nucleolus. Gene Ontology annotation, molecular function: RNA binding. The transcript is spliced from 7 exons.
AAGCACGCGUCACGUGAUGCGGAAAUCUAGUUUGGCCUUUUCAUUCAGGUUGUACCGCGUUUUAUUGUAAAGAAUGGGGACGUCACGAGAAUCUGCUCGUAAACACAAAGUAGAAAAGCGAAUACUGAUCUUCGACGAGGAUAACAGACGAGAGUUUCUAACUGGUUUUCACAAGAGAAAGGUUGAAAGAAGGAAAGCAGCUUUAGAAGAAAUCAAAAUGAAGCUCAAGGAGGAAGAGAAGAAGAUGAAGGAGGAGAAGCACACUGCCUACCUGGACUUGUUAAAAACGCUCAAAGAGGCAUUAGAGGAAGCUGAUGAACUGGAUCAUCUAGUAACUUCUAAAGUGGAGGCUCUUCAGUAUGACCAUCCUCGCCACACCGUGACUGUGACAACAAUUAGCGAUCUAGAUCUGGAUGGAGCAAAAUGGCUGACCACAGGCACUAGUAAGGCUGAGGAACAAUCUUUUUGCAAAGAAAGCAAUGACAACGAUGAUAGCUCAUCAGGAAAGCACGCUGACUCUGUACCGAGAAAAGCCAACAACCCUCUCUUAUCAAAAAGAUAA